Molecule: messenger RNA, 1838 nt
Organism: Gadus chalcogrammus (walleye pollock)
Lineage: Eukaryota; Metazoa; Chordata; Actinopteri; Gadiformes; Gadidae
Gene: znf296
Product: zinc finger protein 296
Exons: 7
Biological process (GO): positive regulation of transcription by RNA polymerase II
Cellular component (GO): nucleus
Molecular function (GO): RNA polymerase II cis-regulatory region sequence-specific DNA binding; DNA-binding transcription factor activity
Source: RefSeq, a predicted model, not a curated record
AGCGUGAACUUGAACACUGCCUUGCUCAUUGCAGGUCCCGAGCGCGUCCGUGUCGUCUGCUCGUGUGUCGGUAGCGUGUGUGAACGUAGAUCGGUAGAUUGCAGAGCAGGCUCCAUAAACGGGUCCGGGUCCAGCGGGUCCAGGUCGAACCUUGAUCCCUGAUCCCCCAACACAUCAUGUCCCGGCGCAAACUCGGCAGCCGACCGCAGCACCUGAGCGCAAUUGAAGAGACCCCUGCGGGCGAGAGCGUGGUGACCCCCCCAGCGGUGACCUCUGAGGGGGCGCCGCCCCCCCCUCCGAUGGGGGGCCGUGACCUGCUGACCUGUGGGCAGUGCUGCCAGGCCUUCCCCCUGGCCAACAUCCUGGCCUUCAUCCAACACAAGCAGGGGGGCUGCCCCCCCCGGGGCCCCGCCCACAGCGCAGACACGCCCCCCUCGCCCGCCGGCCGCGUCCGGCAGAGCGCACGCUCCGGGGGCCCCCCGACGGGGGCGGGGUUUAUCGAGCUGCGGAGGGGAUUGGUCGGCGGCGGGGCGGGGCUUCAUGGUGUGCUGAAGGCGGAGCCUAAUAAGACAGACUCUGAGGAGCCGUCGUUCUUCUCCUGCCAGCAGUGUGGCGGCGUGCUGCCGUCCGCCUGGGCCCUGCUGCAGCACGCCCAGCACACACACGCCCUCAGCCUCUACCAGGAGGGGCUCAGCCAGGCGCUGGCCUCCGCCUUCCAGCCGUCCGGCCGGCGGCCCCCGCGCCCGCGCCCGGCCUCCGGCCCCCCGCAGGCCCUCAACUUCUCCGUCCGUCUCCGGGAGCUGGCGGAGGCGUACCCCUACCCCCAGGCCCCCGGGGCCCCCCGGGGCCACCUGGCCUGCGAGCUGUGCGGCCAGGUCUACCAGUCGGUGCGGGGGCUGUCGGCCCACCGCCGCACCCACGGCUGCGCGCGGCCGUACCACUGCGGCGUCUGCGAGCAGGCCUUCGCCCAGAGCGGCCAGCUGGCCCGCCACAUGCGGAGCCACCGGGGGGGGGGGCGGCGGCCCGGGGUACGGGCAGGGGGGGGCGGAGACGGACGAGGACGGAGGGACGCUGGCCGCCAUGGCGACCACGACGAGAGGGAGGCUCCCGGCCCCGCCCCUCCCCCUGACGCUGGGCGGCGGCCUGGCGCUGCAGCCCCGCCCCUCGGAGGGCGACCUGGGGGGGGGGGCGGGGGGCCGGCGGGGGGCGAGGAGGAGGCCCAGCGGACCCCCCCCUGCGCCAGCCCCUCGGAGGGCUCCCUGGAGAGCGGCGAGACGGGCGGCAGCGCCGAGAGCGGCAUCGCCAGCGGCAACUGCACGCCCAAACGGCCGGAGCUGGGCGAGCCGGGGCCGGGGGGCGAGUGGGCCUCCAGCACGGCCUCGGAGGUGGUGGAGGAGUGGCAGCGCGAGAACGAGAGGAGGAGCGCCGAAGGGGGCGCCGCGGGCACCAGGAAGAAGGACGAGGCGUGCGAGUACUGCGGCAAGCAGUUCCGCAACAGCAGCAACCUGACGGUGCACCGGCGCAGCCACACGGGCGAGCGGCCGUACAACUGCGGCCUGUGCAGCUACGCCUGCGCCCAGAGCUCCAAGCUGACGCGCCACAUGAAGACGCACGGCGCCCGCGGCGCCCGCGCGCCCUUCCUGUGCCAGCUGUGCAGCGUGCCGUUCACCGUGUACGCCACGCUGGAGAAGCACCUGAAGAAGGUCCACGGGCUGAGCCACGCCAGCGUGGGGGCCUACGCCCAGGCCAGCGGCCCCGGCGGUCGGGCCCCCGAGGAGCCGGGGGCCCCCGGCCACACGGAGGGGCUGGUAGCCGUGAAGAUGGAGGAGGAGGAGGAG